Molecule: messenger RNA, 1080 nt
Organism: Neohortaea acidophila
Lineage: Eukaryota; Fungi; Ascomycota; Dothideomycetes; Mycosphaerellales; Teratosphaeriaceae
Exons: 2
Coding region: 1-1080 (359 amino acids)
Source: RefSeq, a predicted model, not a curated record
AUGGAGUGUAGCACAAUGGGAUGGUUCUGGGAAACCAAGCCUUCCCAAACGUCCCAGGGCGCAGGCAAUGAUGCAUACCACGACCUCGAUCCCAGUCUUCGAGACUUCCUCCACAAGCAAAACCCCACAGACCACGCUGGAUCUCCGUCCAAGUCAGCGGCUCAGCCAUCACCACCUCCGCCGUCCGCUCAAUCAGAAACUACCUACCGCGCACGAUUCGGCCUCGACGUCCCCGGCCUCAACCACGACAACCAAAACCCGACCCCCAAAUCCGACCGUCCCUCCGUACCUCCCGAAUCCCUCUACCCAGACGGCCGCUACGCAGAUCUUUGGAAGACAUAUCGCUCGCAAGCCGAAAUCGACACGGAAUCGCGCAGUGACCAGGACAAGCUAGCGGGCGUGCUAGAAGCAGUGCGCGACCGCAAAGCAGCUAUAGGGCGUGCGGCGGUGGAGAACUGCGUGGAAUACCAGCUUCUCGAGCGGGAUUGCUACCGGAAUGGAAGCUGGAUGGAUCGCAUGACGAUGUGCAGGGCGCAGAACCGCGCAUUCAACCGCUGCUAUUCCAUGCAGAGUCGCUUUUUGAAGGCGUUGGGGUAUCUGAGCAGUCAGCACACGUCGGCGGCGGAUGAGGAGCGGAUACAGAUGCACGCGGACAAGCUAUACAACGAGAUGUUACAGAAGGAGGAGAUGAUGGAGAAGGCGAAGGAAAGCGGUGGGGGAGAAGUGCCGACAUUCGACGCGCUGAUUCCGCCGGACGAAACAACAAAGGCGUUGGGCGAGCAGAGUGCGUGGGCGAUUGCGAGGCGCAAAGCGCUGGAAGAGGGCGCGGCGACGCAUUUGAGUGAAUUCCCCGAGCCGAAGCAGAAGGAGGUGCGCGAGCGGUUGAAGAACUUGACCGAGGCGGAGCGGCAGGUGGAGCUGCAAUUGAUUGCGGCGGAGAGCAGGGCCAUGCGCGAGUAUUCCGACCAGAUUGAGGAGGAGUUGAAGGCGCAACGAACAGCGCGGGAGCAGCGGCGGGCGCAAGGGAAGGAGUCGUUUGGCGACACGGUCAAGAGACUGUUGGGCUCGGGCAAUUUGUAG